AUGGCUUUGCGAUCAAGUUCAGAUGCAUUCACCAACGAUGUGUUCCUCAGCUUUAGAGGCUCAGACACCCGCCUUGGUUUUUUUGGUAAUCUCUACAAAGCUCUUAGUGACAGGGGAAUCCACACUUUCAUUGAUCAUGAGAAGCUUAAAAGAGGAGAGGAGAUAACACCAACACUUAUGAACUUGCAACCUAUCCUUGACAGUGUCAAUGGGAAAAAAGGACUGUUGGUUUUGCCGGGUUUUCAUAACAUGGAUCCUUCAGAUGUUCGACGCUGGAAAGGCAGUUAUGGAGAAGCAUUGGCUAAGCAUAAGGAAAGAGCUGGAUACGAAUAUGAGUUUAUUGGGAAGAUUGUUGAGAGGGUUUCCAGCAAGAUUAAUCAUGCUACUUUAUAUGUUGCAGAUCACCCGGUUGGACUGGAGUCACAAGUGCUAGAAGUAAGGAAGCUUUUGGAUGAUAGGUCUGAUGAUGGUGUCCAGAUGAUAGGGAUCCAUAGAAUGGGUGGGGUAGAAAUGGAAUGUUUGAGAGAGAUGCUAAAAGUUGCAGUACAUGCAUGGUGCCCUGAGAUUCGAUCCAUGAGAGUUGGUGUUGCUGCAAGAGUUAAUGAAGAAAAUGUUGACCUAUUGAACUUGCUACCGGUCUGGUGGUCACAGAUGUCUUAUAGAUCGAAAUGCAUAUAA
Glycine soja is the source of this 678-nucleotide messenger RNA. Its product is annotated as TMV resistance protein N-like. Lineage: Eukaryota; Viridiplantae; Streptophyta; Magnoliopsida; Fabales; Fabaceae. The transcript is spliced from 4 exons. Bases 1 to 678 code for a protein of 225 amino acids. Gene Ontology annotation, biological process: signal transduction. The record is from RefSeq and is a predicted model, not a curated record.